AUGUUGACGAGCAUGCUUGUCGCUUUCCCUCUUCUCGAGCGGCUAGAGCUCGGUGGUGAAUGGGGAAAACCACCAGCCUCUUGGACGCCCGAUACCAAAAAAUCGUCCCCAUCUCUGAAGAGCAUCGCGUUCAGUGGAUCUUGCAGCUUCAACCUGUGCAACCUGAUUUGGGGCACGGUAUCCCUCUCGAGAUUGGAAACGUUGACCGUCCACACCGAUUUCUCCAUUCGCAGAGAUAAACGCAAGCUGUUACAGCACGUCGCGCCGUCGUUGAGGCACUUGCAACUCACGGGCUACGGCCCCCUCGUGCUCGUGAGGCCGGGAGAGCAUCUCAAUCUCGGUCCUCUGACCCACCUGGAACACCUUUAUGUCAAUGUGACGAUCUCCCUUAGCCGGUCCACGCCCCUGCAAUGGGUGCCGGGCUUACUGUCGUCGGUAUCGCGAGAGUAUGUCCCGCCCCUGAAGAUCCUCACCGUCGCGUACGACCUCGGCAAAGAAGAGAAGCAGAAACCGGUUAGCUACGCAAGAUACCGCGUUCUUACGGAGUGGCACCAUCUCACUUUGGCCGAUGCCCUGGACCUCGCGAUCGGAUCGCCGGUGGUGAAGGGACUGGAGCGCGUGAACAUCGUCAUGCACUAUCCGGCCGAACGAGCCCAGAUCGCGAUGCUUUUCCCGAGUCUACAGGCUCGGGACGUCUUGCGCGUUUACGUGGGCGUCGGGGACGACCAGGAAUUGAUGUGGCCCCUGCGAGACUCCAUAUUCGACUUUUAAAAAGCGGACUGUUUUCUAAUGCAUGCCAGAAACGCAAAAGCACAUCGCGG
Messenger RNA from Punctularia strigosozonata HHB-11173 SS5, 821 nucleotides. RefSeq lists its product as uncharacterized. The record is from RefSeq and is a predicted model, not a curated record. The transcript has 2 exons. Bases 1 to 771 code for a protein of 256 amino acids. NCBI's taxonomy places the organism in Eukaryota, Fungi, Basidiomycota, Agaricomycetes, Corticiales, Punctulariaceae.